Messenger RNA from Sinocyclocheilus anshuiensis, 1141 nucleotides. Its product is annotated as pentraxin fusion protein-like. The record is from RefSeq and is a predicted model, not a curated record. Lineage: Eukaryota; Metazoa; Chordata; Actinopteri; Cypriniformes; Cyprinidae. The transcript has 4 exons. The coding region runs from base 48 to 728 and encodes 226 amino acids.
CUGUAUUGAAUCUGACAGCAGCUGCAUCGCAAACUACCUGCAGAAAGAUGUUGGGUUUAUUUUUCGGUCUGCUCUUUCUGACACCAGCGGCUACUGAAGUGGGUCUUGGUGGUAAAGUGCUUUUGUUUCCAACCGAGACUAACAGCAGCUUUGUUAAACUCACUCCUGAAAAGCCACUGAGUCUUUUGGCAUUCACACUCUGCAUGCGUGUCGCGACGGAGCUCCAGGUCACGAGGGACAUCAUUCUGUUCGCCUACCGCACAUUUAACGUCGACGAGCUGAACCUGUGGAGAGAGGCUGGUGGUCAUUUGUCCUUGUAUAUUCAGUCUAGUAGCAAUGGAGCAUUUUUCCUUCUGCCUCCUCUCUCCACCUUCCAGACUCACCUGUGUGACUCUGCGAUUGGUCUCACUGCCUUCUGGGUGGAUGGACGUUGUAGUUUAUUCAAGAUCUAUAGAAAAGGUCUCUCAAUCCGUCCUGGGGGCACCGUCCUGAUCGGCCAGGACCCCGAUGCAUAUGACCCCGAUAAACACCUGGGGGACUUCGAGGCGGUGCAGAGUUUCGCCGGCGAGCUCACGGACCUGAACAUGUGGGACUACGUCCUCACCGGAAACCAGAUUAAAGCGCUGUAUCUGAACCACGCGCAGCGCGUGCCGAGGGGAAACGUGUUUGACUGGAACACCAUCGAAUAUGAGAUUAAAGGAAAUGUGCUAGUUGUGCAAGAUGAUUAAAAUAUUCAGUCACAUACAACAAUGUUUGUUAAUUUGCUAUGGUUUUCUUCAUAGAAUAUUCUGUUUAAUUGGAAAUAUGCCAACAGCAUAAGUCAAGGUGUCCAGAUGUGCCACUUCCCGGGGAAACGUUAUGCACAGGAUUUCUAAAUUGCCUAAAAUAACCUGGUGCUGGUUAUUUGGUUGGUGCCGAUCGAUUGUUGUAUGACAUCAACGUACCGCGAGAGCUAGCGAGCAGAGCAGACGGCCCCAUGCUUUCGAAUCAAUCUCGCGGUAUUUUGAUGUCAUACAACAAUCGAUCGAUCGGCACAGCGCAAUUUUUUAGGCAAUUUAGAAAUCCUGUGCAGAACGUGUCCCCGGGAAGUGGAACUUCUGGACACAUUAGCACAAUUUAACAUGCAAAUAUUUUUGCAUCA